Messenger RNA from Homarus americanus (American lobster), 3289 nucleotides. RefSeq lists its product as uncharacterized. The record is from RefSeq and is a predicted model, not a curated record. The transcript is spliced from 9 exons. NCBI's taxonomy places the organism in Eukaryota, Metazoa, Arthropoda, Malacostraca, Decapoda, Nephropidae. The coding region runs from base 594 to 3122 and encodes 842 amino acids.
AGUCAGUAAGAGAAGAUAAAUUAAGAUAAUAUCAGGUUACAGUCGUGCAAGAAAAGAUGAUUCAUGAAACGCCUGAAAUAGCUAUAAGAUUCUUGAAGCAACUGCAAGAAUCCUGAAACAACUGUAAGAGCCCUGAAGCACAUGUGCCAUUAUCGAGACGCCUGAAAUAGCUGUGAAAUUCCUGAAACAUUUGAAACAGGUGUAAGGUUUCUGAAACAAACUGUAAGAAUCCUGAAAAGCCUGAAGUAAAAAAUCUUACCGCAGAUGAAGCCUCAGGACAAGGAAGCCUCUCCGGGCAACCCUCCACCACCGCUGACAUUUCCUGAAGCCCCCUAUAACCCCUGAAACGUGCUGAAGCAUUCAGAGGCCUCCCGAAGCCUUUUGAAGCACCCCGAAAUACCUGAAGUCUGCUAAAGCCUUUUUUUAAAUCCCAUGAAUAUUGCUGAAACAUACUGAAGCUAUCUGAAGCCCACUAUAGCCUCUGAAGCCUGCUGAAGUGACCUGACUCCUCCUGAAUCCCGUUGAGUCAUCCUGAAGUCCCCUGAAGCUUGCUGAAGCCCUUGGGGAGGGAGGUUCUCGACUUCAGGAAGGACAUGGACUUGUCUGUGUUCAUCUUCGUCGUCCUCACGCUCAGUCAUCCUCCACGAGUUAGGGUCACAAGGUCGACGAGAGAGAAGCGUCAGGUACCAGCAGGUCAUCCUUCAGUGUCCUCCAGAGAUCCUAUACCAGUGGCCUUCAGAGAUCAACAGGUAUCCAGAAACCAAGCUUCAGGGGCCUUCAGGGGUCAGCAGGUGUUCAAAGAUCCAUUUCCUUCAGGGAGUUUCAGGACCCAACAGGUGUUCGGCGCUUCAAUUUCUUCGGUGGCCUUUACAGACCAACAAAUGUCCAGUACUCUCACUUCAGAGGCCUUCACAGACCAACAGGUGUCCAGAUCUCUCACUUCAGGAGCCUUCGGAGACCAACGACUGUUCAGAGAUCCAUUUCCUUCAGGGAGUUUCAGGACCCAACAAGUGUUCGGACCUUCCAUUUCUUUAGGGACUUUUGGAAACCAACAGGUUUCGAGACCUCUUUCAGGGACCUUCAGAAACCAACAAUUUCCAGCAAAUACUUCAGGAGCAGGUAUCAUUGGCCUUGUAGCAUCCAAUGACUUCCUCCGGCCAUCCUCAAAUCCUCCGUCAGAGUCCUUUAGGAGCGAGGGAGCGCUGCCACGGGACCUUUCAACCUUCUCUGUCAUCCUGUCGUCUGAACCUCACUAUAAUGGCACCAGCCAGCAGAUAGACGCGUGCCCCAGGGAUGAGGUGAAGCUUCCUGACGGCGGGUGUUACCAUCUACUGACGCAGGGGCCAUGUAACGUGACGGAGUACGUCUUGCUGAACCCUGAGACUAACCAAGGCUACUGCGCCCCGAGACUCUGUGCUCCAGACCGCAUCUUCGUCUUCAGUGACCAGAUGUGUCACGACCCCAGAGAUUCACGCCUAUGUGCAGCGGGUCGUGAGCUAUAUGAGUCAGCCUACGGGACGCCUGUAUGCCAGUGUCCAGACGGUACCUACGAGGGGGGUGUUGACGCUGAGGGUGAGGUGUGUGACGCCAUCCUAACCCAGUCCCUCACCUGUGGCCCGGGACAGGUGCUGUGGUUCAGGGACUUCGGGGCCCCUCGUGAGUGUCUGGCGGACCCUUGUGGCGACCUCAACCUAAACCGCCGUCCAAGUGACCUUCUCUACGUCCCUUCCCAGCUCGACGGACGCUGCUACCAGAUCGGACAGAGGAGCGAGGUGUGUGGGCCAGAUAUGUUGUACACCCUGGCGCUGGAUACACUGACGGGUGUUUGUACCACCCUCGAGGACGCCGGCUAUCUCGUCCUCGACAACGAGACUUUGACAAUCUUCGAGGACUUCUACGGACCGUUCAUCCCCAAGACCGUGAACGGGACCACCACACCGUCACGGCUCAUGGGUUCUGAAGAGAGAGAUUUCCCCGGUUUGCUACGAGGACACGGCCAACGAGACCAAGACCCGCGAGUUCAGGGCAAGACUACGCGAGGACAAGGCAGGUUAGACAUGGCGACGGGGGGCAUCUCCAUACUGCAGGGAUCUCACCUCAACACCUCUAUAGUACCCGGGGCAGUGAAUCCGCACCAGCUGCUCCAGAGCCCACCCCUCCCAGGCACCGUCGUGAAGGAGGUGAUGACGAGGACGAAGAACCCAGCCACCGUGAGGAAACAACACGAGCGAGACAGAGAGACCCACGGCACAAGAGAUCAUCUGGGAGAAGGGAGGACUCCACAGACACCUCUUCAUAGGUACUCAGGUUUAGCAGCUCCUCAUAAGUAUUUAGAACCUGGUGAGGGUGCCAGUGUUCUUGGAGAAAUACUCACGGGGCGUCUGGUAGCAGAAGCGACUAUUAGAGGACAUGACAAAUACGACUUCGACACACAAGACACUGGACGUGAGCUGAAGGCGGCCCUGACCAAGGCGCGGAAAGCUGAGGAAGGUAGCGGCCUGUCUACCUUUUACGAUGGUGUGGAGAUCCUGUUGUCACCCUUGUUGACUGAGGGACCACGACACCAUCACCAUCACCAUCACCAUCACCACCAUCAUCAUCAUCAUCCUCGACCCAAGUCCAUCACUGCCUUGAAUCGGGGACCUACGCAAGUUCAGGGGUCUCCUCGUUUACUUCAUCGAGCUGUGAGGACAAUUCAGGAGCCUGUGCACUCACUUCACCAGGGUGUGAGGACAGUUCAGCGCCCCCUUCACUCACUUCAUCAGUCCGCGAGAACAGGAAGAGCUCGCCGCCGUGUGAGGAGAGGGAUGGCGCUGCCUCACUUCGUCCCUGGUAAUAUCUUCGACACUCGUCUCGUCACCUGUCGUUCAGGGGCGAGGCGGGACGUGAACGCUAAGUGCCGCAACACGAUCCUGCCCUCUCGGUCACCAGAAGGGAGGAGUGCCACGGUGGGCGUCAACACUGCCAGGGGCGGGGCGCACGAUGCAGGUCUAGACGCGAGGGUGGCGGCAUCAGUGUUGCCUCGACCUAACUGCCCUCUGGGUCAAGCAUUCAGCCUCCUCCGGCAGUGUCGGGAGAGGUCAAUUGCCAUCAACUCUAUCAUCAGCAUCAACCUGGGCUAACCUACAUUAUGGCACUGUUAGAUGGCACUCUCCUGAUUUAACAUAGUCCGUUGGCACUGUCUCUCGGUUACGUCAUAAGCAGAGUGACGUCACAAUGCCGUCACCAUAAGAGGCGUUCUGGGUAAAUUUUGGCCAAACAGAAAUUUAUUUAUUUACUUUUAUUUAUU